Molecule: messenger RNA, 420 nt
Organism: Racocetra persica
Lineage: Eukaryota; Fungi; Glomeromycota; Glomeromycetes; Diversisporales; Gigasporaceae
Source: the annotation of a GenBank genome assembly
CCUGAAAAUAAGAAGAGAAAACUGAACGUUUGUUCUGAAAAAAUUGCAGAAUUUGAUUUAGGACGUUUGUCGGAUAGAAUUCGCAUCAUGAAUUUCCUUCGAAAUAUUUGUCGUCUAUUACCUCUUAUUGCGAAUUUAUGCCCUCCGAGGGAAUCGCCAGAAUUUCAAACAAUUUUUCGACCAAGUGGAACUGUUAUUGAACUUGGAUAUACAAUUAAAAAAAAAUUUGCGGACGAAAGGCGAGUUACUCAUUUAAAAGAAAUUUAUGGAAUGCUAAGCGCAAAUAAUAUUAGAUUUUCCGACAAAUUAGAAUAUGCAUCUACACAUUCUGUUAAUUUGGCACCACGUGGGGAACAACGUGAACCAAAUGAUCUCAAAGAAUUACUGCAGGCAUUAAUUUGUACACUAACUUGUUUGAAG